This is a messenger RNA of Cuscuta epithymum, 1413 nucleotides long. The record is from the annotation of a GenBank genome assembly. Lineage: Eukaryota; Viridiplantae; Streptophyta; Magnoliopsida; Solanales; Convolvulaceae.
CCCACAUCUUCUCUGCUCACAAACUCACAUAUUUCAUCAGUUUUGUGGGUUUAAUUAAUUAAACACAUUUUCCAUCUAUUCUGAAGUUCUGCCCAUCAUCAGCUCCACUACUACCACCUAUGAAGAUCUUUAAUUGGAUACAUGGAAAGAUCCAUGGGAAGCAACCCAUCAUCACCACCAGUACCAGCAAAUCAUAUCCUAACACAACGGCAUAUAACGCGCCAAAAGAAGAAUUCAGCGACUGGCCUAAUGGAAUAUUACUAACCAUUGGCACGUUCGGGAGCAAUAAGCAGAAUCAUACUAGUAAUAAUCAUCUCAUCAAAGAUCCAGAAGCUUCUUCUCCCGCCGCCGGCUGUGAUAAAGUACAUCAACAAGAACCGCCGCUUACGGCUGAAGAAGUCGGAGAGCUUCAUAAAGAGCUGAAACUACUCAUGCAUAAACAUUCCGUCAGGGCAAAUACUGAUAACCGCGGCGGCGAUGAGCUGGAACAGUUUUUUGAUUGUCUGGACGAUGACGUGGAAGGCGAUGGAAUCAUCCGUGACAUCAUUUCAUCCGACGGCCAGGAUUGUUCUGCCUUCCGCAGGUUGUUUGGGAAUGCUCUCCUGACAGAGACUACUGCUAUUAGCAGAAAGUCACUGUCUUUUUUCUUCAAGAAGGCCAUUCUCUGCCGUGGCGGAUUCGCCUCUCCUCACAUUCCCCGUCCUCCUCUUCUUCCCGACGAUGCAAGAUCGGAGAAGUCGAGAAUGGACAAGAUUCUGAGGUCUAUAUUGCAGAAAAAGAUAUACCCACAGGGAGCUGCAAUGCCGAGGACAUCCCAAAAGAUGUACAAGCUGGAGGAUAACAGCUUAUAUUCAUGUGGGAAAUCUGACAGUGAAGUAGAAGACAGUGAAGAAGAUGAUGAUGUGGAUGAAGGAGUGAGGAAGGGAGGUGGUGAAGCGAGCACCAAAUGGGUUAAAACGGAUUCUGAUUUCAUUGUUCUGGAGUUGUGAGAUUUUCCUCUUCCAUAAUUGGGCAACGUCGGGAGAUCCCAAGGUAGUUAUGUGUUCGAGUGGAAUAUAAUACACAGAUUGAAGGUGGCUGGUGAGGAGGACAUGAUGAUGGAUUAGUUGCAACUUGCAAUUCUUGCAAACAUAACCGACGACAUGAUACAACAUUGUUCUGAUCGAACUCUGACACUACUUUGAGAUGACUUUUUGCCAUGGCUGAUCUCAUUAUUGUAUACUACUAGCAUAUUGCUCUAAUUUAGUUGUUUCAAUUUCUCCUUCAAAUUAUUCAAUAUUGUUGCUUUUUGGAAAUAACACCACACUUGUGUCAACCAAGAUACACAUUGUUGUACACACACUUACACACUCGUGUAUGUCAAGUCUUUUGUAUGUAUACAAACACAACUUAUUUCACAGACACUUCAAAUGC